Molecule: messenger RNA, 819 nt
Organism: Anthonomus grandis grandis
Lineage: Eukaryota; Metazoa; Arthropoda; Insecta; Coleoptera; Curculionidae
Product: cuticle protein 8-like
Exons: 2
Coding region: 88-741 (217 amino acids)
Cellular component (GO): extracellular matrix
Source: RefSeq, a predicted model, not a curated record
GUUAAAACGUAUAAAAACUAGAGCAGAAUUAAACAAGUCACUGUACAAGUCGAGUCCUCACAAAGAGCAACAACUUCCAUUCAUAAAAUGUACAAAAUCUUCAUUGUCAGUGCCGUUCUGGCUCUCGCCAGUUCAGUUCCGGUAGACCACCAAGCUACUUCCUACUCAUCUUUUAACGACAAUCAUAAUUCCAUUCAUCACAUCGACUCAGCUCCUUCACACCUAAACAAAUACGCUGCUGCCCCGGUGCCACAAUAUUAUGCCGCCCCAGCUGUUGCUAAAGUAGCUCUUCCAGUAGCCAAAAUUGCCCUACCAGCUGCUCCAGUCUACCAAACUGCCCCCAAAUACUCUUAUGCCCCAGCUCCAGUAUCUUACGCCGCACCUAUUGCUAAAGUAGCCGCUUUACCAGUUGCUACGAAAUACGCCGUUCCUGUAGCGAAGUAUGCUUCUUAUGAUGCCCAUAAGGAGGAGUACGCCCCAGCUCAAUACGAGUUCGCUUACAACAUUGAAGAUGCUCAUACCGGUGACUUCCACUCCCAGCAGGAGCAUCGUGAUGGAGACCACGUUGUUGGACAAUACGCCCUUCACGAAGCUGAUGGUACUGUCAGAAUUGUCAAGUACUCUGAUGAUGGCCAUGGUUUCAAUGCUGUAGUUGAAAGACAAGGACAUCCCACUGAAGCUCCUGUAGCCUAUAAGAAAAUUGUUGCUGCUGCGCCUGCUCCAGCCUAUUAUCAUCACUAAGAAUAAUAUUUUUUUAGGGUUGUUAUUGUAUAUAUUUAUUGAAAUAAAGAAGUAUUUAUUAUUCCAGUUUACAAAAUA